Trichomonas vaginalis G3 is the source of this 1068-nucleotide messenger RNA. RefSeq names its product protein of unknown function, DUF4106 family. The record is from RefSeq and is a predicted model, not a curated record. Lineage: Eukaryota; Parabasalia; Trichomonadida; Trichomonadidae. The annotation marks the transcript as partial. The transcript has a single exon.
AUGAAUGCUGACUUUAAGAAUGCCUUCGAAGCUCUUCAUAGUAAGGUGAAACUAGUGAACGACUUCUCAUCUGGAAAGAAACUGAAGUCUGAAGGUUUCGACAAAGAGUUAAGAGAAGUAGCACAAAAUAUGACGAAAAUAACAGAUGCAGCAACGAGACAGGCAGUUCAAAGUGCCUAUGACGCCGUUAGAGCAACUGUUGUGGAAAGUCAAGAAAAAGAGUUACAACAGACCAAAACAGACCUAGUAAAUGCUUUCUUAAGAACGAAAAGUCAGGUAGGACAUUACGCUGCAGAUGGAACAUAUGUGCCAGCUGGUGGAACUUAUAUACCACCAAACCCUCCAAGAGAAGCACCUGCACCAGGACUACCUAAAACAUUUACAUCGUCACAUGGACACAGACACAGGCAUGCACCACAACCAACAGUUCAAAAUCCAGCACAACAACAACAACCAACAAUUCAAAAUCCAGCACAACAACCAACACAACAACCAGCACAGCAACCAACAGUUCAAAACCCUGCACAACAACAACCACAAACAGAGCAAGGACAUAAAAGAAGUAGAGAACAAGGAAACCAAGAAUUCUUAAAAAUGCUUAAAGAAGAGUGUGGUUUCCCAGAUAGUAUUGACUUUAGUGACAGAUAUAAAGAAGCUAUUGGAAAGUUCAAGGAUGGAAAUACUGACCCGAACCUAUUUAGCUUUAUGGCUCAGCACCAAAACGGAUAUAAUCUCAAACCUGGAAAAUACAAGCUCGCUAAGGGAUAUGAUUUAAUAGCAUAUCAUCCAAAUGACAUGGAUGAAUUUACUCCGAGAUAUUUGAUGUCAGAGCUAAAUGACAAUUCAACUUUCGUCAUGAAACGCGUAAAAAAUAGAGACGGAACGAAAGAACAAAAGCUUAUGAAUGCGGAUGACGUAGAUAGGGAAAUUGUUAAAAACGGUCUCGGAAUAUAUGAAAUGCCAGCAGAUGAGGUACAAGAAACUCCACAGGAAGAAGUUCAGAUACAACCAGACAUGGAAGAAAUAGUUCAGCAACAACAGCUAGAAGAGCCUGAAGGAAACGAACAA